Molecule: messenger RNA, 501 nt
Organism: Pipistrellus nathusii (Nathusius's pipistrelle)
Lineage: Eukaryota; Metazoa; Chordata; Mammalia; Chiroptera; Vespertilionidae
Source: the annotation of a GenBank genome assembly
AUGGCUGCGGCCCUGCUCCCGGCCGUGCUGCGGCGCUGGAGGGUCGGCGUCCAGGCGGGCUGCGCGCUCCGGCGGCUGAGCCAGACCCAAGGGCCUCCCAAUUAUCCCAGCUUCGUGGAGUCUGUGGAUGAAUACCAGUUUGUGGAACGCCUGUUACCCCCCACCCGCGUCCCAGACCCCCCGAAGCGUGAACAUUAUCCUACUCCAAGUGGCUGGCAGCCCCCCAGAGACCCUCCACCCAACCUGCCUUACUUCGUGCGGCGCUCCCGGAUGCACAACCUCCCCGUCUAUACCGACAUCACCCAUGGCAACCGUCAGAUGACUGUGAUCCGGAAGGUGGAGGGAGACAUCUGGGCCCUGCAGAAGGAUGUGGAAGACUUUCUGAGCCCACUGCUGGGGAAGACCCCGAUCACCCAGGUCAAUGAGGUGACAGGUACCCUGCGGGUCAAGGGCUACUUUGACCAGCAGCUAAAAGCCUGGCUCUUAGAGAAGGGCUUCUGA